CCAUAGCUCCUCCCCCUGAUGAGUGGAUUUGCUGUGAACGAUGCGGUGGAUGGUAAAGGCGUUCUGAGCUCUCGAAUUACGCAGCCAAAGUUGGGAGCAGAGGCGCGCGUUGGAGAUUUUUUUUUUUUUCUGGUGAUUUACCAAAACACUAAACGAACUGUCACUGCGCGCGCUUGUAGAUUGUGUUUGCGCCUGAAAUUUGUUGGCAAUACAUUCCUCUACUGUUUCGAGGACAGGGCGCGCCACAGGUACGCAAUUUGGGCUUUCUUUAAAAUAUCAGGCAUAAGCAUAACAUUAUGAGGUGCAGCCAUGGCAGGCAAGGGUAAGACAGCAGCGAGGACGCUGGAGGAUUUAACCCUCGAUUCCGGUUAUGGUGGAGCGGCGGAUUCCUUCAGGUCGUCCAGCGUGUCGCUCUGUUGCUCGGACACGCAUCUGUCGUAUGCGCAUGGGGGCAACUGCUGGCAUUUGACUGAAUCCAUGCACAGCAGACACAAUAGUUUGGACACGGUCAAUACAGUCCUGGCGGAAGACACGGAGAUCCUGGAGUGCUCGGGCCAGUGCGCCAAACUGCCCGAGCUGGAGGAGGACGUGCCGUGGAGUCUUGGAGAGGUGGAAGGCGCGCUGCGCAAAGACGAGGAGCUGUGCGUGGGGAACGCGUCGCGGGAGAUCCUGGCCAAGCUCUCCGCGCUGGUCAGCCGCGCGCUGGUCAGGAUCGCCCGGGAGGCGCAGCGCCUCAGUCUGCGUUACGCCAGAUGCACCAAGCACGAGAUCCAGAGCGCCAUCAAGAUGGUCCUCUCGUGGACCAUCUCCGUGAACUGCAUCACUGCGGCGCUCAGCGCACUGUCGCUAUACAACAUGAACACGGGCGAUAAAUUCAGCCGGGGCAAGUCUGCCCGAUGUGGACUCGUCUUCUCCGUCGGGAAGUUCUUCAGGUGGAUGGUGGAUAGCCGGGUGGCCCUGCGCAUCCACGAGCACGCGGCGAUUUACCUGAGCGCCUGUAUGGAGAGCCUGUUCCGAGAGGCGUUCAGCCGGGUGCAGAGGAGCGCGCUGGUGGAGAAGGAGAACGGAGUGCCAAAGUUUUCAGUGGAGUCCCUGGAACAGGCCAUAAAUAACGACUCGGAGCUGUGGGGUCUUUUGCAGCCGUAUCAGCAUCUCAUUUGUGGCAAGAACGCAAGCGGUGUAUUGAGCCUGCCGGACAGUCUGAACCUGCACCGUGACCAGCAGCGAGCAGGGAAAACUGGAGAGGGCCAUGCAUACAGCCAGGCUGAACUCCGCACCAUUGAACAGUCCCUCCUGGCAACCCGCGUUGGGAGCAUUGCAGAGCUCAGUGACCUGGUGUCCCGUGCCAUGCAUCACCUUCAGCCUCUGCACAUCAAGAACCCCAGCAAUGGGACGCCUGUACACCAGAACCGCACCGGCACUGUGCACUGGGAACCAGAGGCUCUCUACACACUCUGCUACUUCAUGCACUGUCCUCAAAUGGAGUGGGAAAACCCUAAUGUUGAGCCCUCCAAGAUCACCCUGCACACUGAGAGGCCGUUUCUGGUGUUGCCACCACUGAUGGAGUGGAUCCGGGUGGCCUUGGCGCACACAGAGCACCGCCGAAGCUUCUCUGUGGACAGCGACGAUGUACGACAGGCAGCCCGACUGCUGUUACCUGGGGUGGACUGUGAGCCGCGGCAGCUCAAAGCAGACGACUGCUUCUGUGCCACACGGAAACUGGAUGCUGCAUCCACAGAAGCAAAAUUCCUGCAGGACCUGGGGUUCCGGAUGCUCAACUGCGGACGAACUGACCUGGUCAAGCAAGCAGUCAACCUGCUCGGGCCAGAUGGCAUUAACAGUAUGAGUGAACAGGGCAUGACCCCUCUCAUGUAUGCGUGCGUCCGUGGGGACGAGGCCAUGGUGCAAAUGCUGCUGGACGCUGGAGCAGACAUCAACAGUGAGGUGCCCAGCUCACUACACAAGCACCCCUCAGUUUAUCCUGAAACCAGGCAGGGGACUCCACUCACAUUCGCCGUGUUACACGGACACGUCCCUGUCGUGCAGCUUCUGCUGGAUGCCCGAGCAAGCGUGGAGGGAGCGAUACAAGAUGGCACAGAGAACUACACAGAGACACCUCUACAGCUGGCGUCUGCAGCAGGCAACUUUGAGCUGGUCAGUCUGCUUUUGGAAAGAGGAGCAGACCCUUUGAUUGGCACAACUUACCGUAAUGGCAUUUCCUCUGGCCCGCUGGGUGAAAUGAACUCAUACAGCCUUGCAGCAUCACAUGGACACAGGAACGUGUUCCGGAAGCUUCUGUCCCAGGUGGAAAAGGACAAGGGGGACGUGCUGUCUCUGGAGGAGAUCCUAGCCGAGGGCUCCGAGACCGUAGAGAGGAGAGUGCCACAGAAUGAAGCCACCCUCCGGACAGGCAAGGCCAAACUAAGGGCCCUUCGCGAGGCCAUGUACCACAGUGCCGAGCACGGCCAUGUGGACAUUACCAUAGACAUCCGCAGCCUGGGUGUACCCUGGACCCUGCACACGUGGCUGGAGUCCCUGCGAACGUGCUUCGUGCAGCAGCGGCGGCCGCUGAUCCAAGGCCUGCUGAAGGACUUCAGCUGCAUUAAAGAAGACGAGUACACGGAGGAGCUCCUCACACACGGACUGCCGCUCAUGUUCCAGAUCCUUCGAGCCAGCAAGAACGAGGUGAUCAGCCAGCAGCUGUCAGUCAUCUUUACCCAGUGCUACGGGCCUUUCCCAAUCCCCAAACUCACCGAGAUCAAAAAGAAGCAAACGUCUCGUUUGGAUCCACACUUUCUCAAUAAUAAAGAGAUGUCUGACGUGACGUUUCUAGUGGAAGGAAAGCCCUUUUAUGCUCAUAAAGUGUUGCUCUUUACUGCCUCACCAAGGUUUAAGUCUCUGCUCUCUAACAGACCAGCGGCUGAGAACACGUGCAUUGAGAUCAGUCAUGUCAAGUACAACAUUUUUCAGCUGGUCAUGCAGUACCUCUACUGUGGCGGCACUGAGUCACUGCACAUCAGGAACACUGAAGUUAUGGAGCUCCUGUCUGCAGCCAAGUUCUUCCAACUUGAAGCUCUCCAAAGACACUGUGAAAUCAUCUGCUCCAAGAACAUCACAACAGACACCUGCGUGGACAUUUACAAACAUGCCAAGUUCCUGGGGGCUCUGGAGUUGGCAGCCUUCAUUGAGGGCUACUUCCUGAAGAACAUGGUGCUUCUGAUCGAGCUGGAGAACUUCAAGCAGCUACUGUAUGAGGUUCCCGCGGAGAGCCCCGGUCCAGGCCCGUCCUACGACGUCCUCCAUGACCUCGAGAGAACCCUGGCCCUGCGGAUCCGCUCCAUCCAUCUCUCCACUUCCAAGGGCUCCAUCGUCUGACGCUUUCCCCAAACUCACACCAACCGCUCCAUGCUGGCUUUCUUCGAGAGCUCCAUUAUUGUGUGCCAACCGGAUGGAGACAUUUCAAACAUCACCGCCGUCAUGACCAGCACCUUCCUGACGGGAUGUACUGUAGGGAAGACCGAGAGACUGCAUUUCACUCCACAGGCUCACACCUCCACCAUGUUGCAGAAACGUCAGCCUGCUGAACUCGUACCAUUCCAAGGGCUACGUUUACGUGGUGAAAAUAUUGCAAUGAAAACAUUAUGACACCCAACCAAUGUUAGUGCCCAGGGAAACCGUGGCUCCUGAUGUCAUUACUGCCUCGGCAAUGCAUUCAGAUGGAUCGGGUUCAGUUUAAGGUGGAACGACUGUCAUGCUAACUGCCGAGGACAGUUUUAGUAACACACACAAGUAUAUAUAACUCUCCAAUUGACGUAAUAUUGUUAGCCUGCCUUCUGAACCUUAAAUUUGUGUAACAUUCCCUCAAAGUGACACUUAAUGCUAAGCAAACAAUGCAUGUUGAGUUAAGUGAUGCUGCCAUCAAGUUUCCCCAUGCAGCUAUUUGUGUUCGAGCUGGACGAUAACAUCCACUAGGUGUAGAGUUUUACAAAGGAGGUGUUUUGUAUACUUCAUACUCGCAUCCAACUACAACUUUUGGUAUUUGUGUCACUGAAGAAUAAUAUGCCAGCUUUUGAAAUCCUAGCACUUGUGUUUAACGCUUGCGGUUUUAAGGAAUAGAGAUUUGCUACCUUCAGUCAUUUGUAGACUGAUCCAACACAAAUGAUCCAACCAAUGGUAGACUUAACUUGUUGCUUUUAGUUUUACGUCUCAGUCAAAAGUUAAUUGUGUCCACCUGUGCAUUAGUUCUGAGCUAUCUGUUUCAACCCACACGUUUUAAAACCCCUCUAAUCUAGCACUGUGCUUAGUACACUUCAAACUGAGCAGUUCAUCCUUGCCUUGAGGUCACGUAACCAACGAUCUGUCAAAUAAUCUGCAUGGAUCGCGUCUGGAACUUCUGUAAAAUACGAAACAACUUAUUUUCCUUUUUGUGGAUGCAGAUUUCCGCCCUUUGUGCAGGACUCUACUGUCGUUGCUUGCGAGUCUGUCGAAAUCGUGCGUUCUGAGAGAUCCCAUUGCACUGGUCGCCACCUUCGUGACCCAAUGUACAUAUUCCCAGUCUUCACCUGCUGCACUGCUUUCGUUCAAUGUGAAAAAUGUGAAGCCAGCUCAAAACAAGCUGUUUUAAGUGUGCAUGUUCCGCUUCUUCCCGUGUUCGUCUGUAACCCUUCAGAAUGUUGGUAAGUUCAAGACUGUACUGGACACAUGGUGUUACCAGCAGAAGAUUUUGUUUGCCCGGCUGAACCCAAAGUAACAGAUUUUAGAAGUAUAUAAGGCAUUUCAUCCAAAGAUGAUGACAGUAGAAUUUCAACCAAAUACUCCAUUUAUUAACACACAUGAGAUAUGAAUAUUGGAUAAUAUUGGUAUGCAUCUUACACAUGCUGGUAAAGCGCUGUCCAAGAGUCCGGUUUUGAUUAGAGGUGUGUUGUAUGAUUUCUAUUUCAUGUACGGCAAUGGAUUAACUUGGUUAUGAACAUCCUCAUGUAACAUGAAAGGUUGAAUUAUUACUAAAUUUACCCAUUGAAAUACAUAGUUUAUUGAUAUGUAGCUGACUAUGGAAAUAACAAUAUCAUGAUGCAAAUAAUUUAAAACUGUGAAGAUACAUUUAUUUUAAAGAAACUUAGCAUAGUUACUUUAUUUUCUUACGGAGUACAUUUAUUGUGAAAUCCCUGUCUGCUAUUUUGUGUAACAGAGAUAAUAAGUCAUAAUGUAACUGUAUCUGUGUCCUUGCAUUUGCAAAAAGCCAUUACUUUGAUAAGCUAACACAAAAACUGACAAGGAUAAUAAAUCAUCUUCGUGUAAUUUUAAAAGAUCGGACUUGCUUAUUUGCAAUGUCUUCAGUAAACCCCACCAUUUGUGUUCGUAAAACUGGAUUUGUAAAAGCAAUACUUGGCACAAAUAUGUCCAUGCAAGGUUAGUUUUCCCGUCUGACCUAUUACUUGUGCUUAGCAUGGAUGCUUCUCCAUGUAGCCAAAUGUAAAGCAGAGGCCAGUGUCAUGAAGUGUUUGUAAAAGCUGUACACCUCGCAUAAAAAAAAAAGAGACUUGCUCUGCCUCUGUGUUUCUUGGCUUCAGCUUUUUCUGCUUUAAGGCUGUUCAACAUGCUUUAACUUUCCACUAAUGCACACCUUUUGACACGUCUAUUCGACAAAAACCUGCAUGCUUUGGCUGGAUCAGAGUCUAACGGAAUUUGUUUGCUAUUAUUAUUUCACCUGAUUGAAACAUUGUACAUUGUACAAAAGAUAUAUAGAGAAAUAAAAUCUAUGGAACAUGGUGUAAAUAUAAGGGAUGUGGUUGACUUUAACAAUCGAAAAAACAAGAAUGUUACACUUGUGCUACAGUACAGUUGUUCAAUGACAUGCAUCUGUGUACAGUCAAUAGAAAUGACCACGACUGACCACUGUGUUGGGUCGUCAUUAAAUUUCUGUGAUAAAC
This is a messenger RNA of Carassius gibelio (silver crucian carp), 5930 nucleotides long. It is a transcript of the gene abtb3a, whose product is annotated as BTB (POZ) domain containing 11a. The record is from RefSeq and is a predicted model, not a curated record. NCBI's taxonomy places the organism in Eukaryota, Metazoa, Chordata, Actinopteri, Cypriniformes, Cyprinidae. The transcript has 17 exons. Gene Ontology annotation, molecular function: DNA binding; protein heterodimerization activity; structural constituent of chromatin. Gene Ontology annotation, cellular component: nucleosome. The coding region runs from base 310 to 3375 and encodes 1021 amino acids.